AUGAAUGCGACAUUUGAAAAUUUCACUUCUAAUGGCACGGAGCAUUCCGGUCCAUUGACAUAUGGUUCUUCAGUUUAUACAAUUGCGGUGUUUUCUUUGGUUGUCUACGCCAUUGUGUUCGGAGUCGGCGGCGUGUUAGACAUUUUUGUCAUCUUCGUAAUGUUACGAAGUGGACAACUACGCAAAAAUUUUGCCAGCUUUUUACUUUUUCAUCUAUCUGUGACUCAUCUACUGUUCCAUCUUGUAAUCGUUAUGAAUCCUUACAGGGGUUGGCUUGAGAGAGAUAUUCGGUCUUGUAAAGCGUUUGCCUUUGUAGACCGCGCAUGCCCAGCCGCUAUUUUUAGCACGUUAGCCGCUAUUGCGUGGGAUAGACAUAAAAACAUCAUACAGCCUUUUAGGAGUCUGAUUUCCAGACCUCCUCGUUCAUAUUUAAUGAUGACUGGAGUCAUUUGGGCUUAUGCUGCGUUAUCUUCCAUUUCGUUUGUUCACAGUGUGAAGGUACAGACUUUUACCUAUUGUCAGACAGAAAACAACAAUGAUUCAUGUAGACAGUAUAUGCUCUGUGACACAUCGCGAUCUUCUUGGCAAAUUCAGCUUUCCGAGACGAUUUACUUUUUUGUGGCGUUUAUCAUGCCUCUUUCCUAUAUAGCAGUUGCGUACACAAGAAUUGCAGUUCGCUUGUGGAACAGAAGCAAAAAUGGAGCUAUUCACAGCGCUGUGGCGAAACACAAGUCAAAAUCUAUUCGCUUGUUGGUUGUAGCCGUGUUUGGCUUCGUUCUUUGCUGGGGACCAAGAAAAAUAGCAUCAAAUUUGCUUGUUGUUGUUGUUGUUGUUGCUGCUGCUGUAAAUCGUCCCGUAAUCACCGGAUUAGUCCCGAUGACGAGAUACGUUUACAAACAAGAACGUGGCAAACUUCGAUACGAAGACAGCAGGUCGAUCAGAAAUGAAGAAAUAUUUGCUUUCUUCAGUGGUUGA
Pocillopora verrucosa is the source of this 975-nucleotide messenger RNA. Its product is annotated as galanin receptor type 2-like. Gene Ontology annotation, biological process: G protein-coupled receptor signaling pathway. The record is from RefSeq and is a predicted model, not a curated record. Gene Ontology annotation, cellular component: membrane. Lineage: Eukaryota; Metazoa; Cnidaria; Anthozoa; Scleractinia; Pocilloporidae. Gene Ontology annotation, molecular function: G protein-coupled receptor activity.